AUGGCCUCUAACGCUGUAAUUGAGCGAAGGAACAAACAGAUACAAGAUGCUAUUGAUGGACAGAAUCUGAAACAGGCAUUACAACUGUGUGAGAAACGGCUCAAGAAAGGCGAGGACUCGUCCUUUUUAAAGGCCUGGAAAGCAAAUAUUCUCUUCAGCCAUGCCGACGAGGCGCAUCGCCAGCGUGGUAUCGCCGAAACCCUGCAGUUGUGUAGCUCAUCCCCACCUGUCUCCGACCUCGAAGCUCUGAACAUACUACACAAUACACUGGAUGAGAUAGGAGGGCAUGAGGACACAGCUCGAGCUUUAUGGCAAAAUGCUGCCAAAGUAAAACCGCAAGAUCUGGAGAUCCAAUUGAGGUGGUUCCGCAUUGCGUCUGACGGCGGGGACUGGAAGACAGCUCAAAAGGCGGCAAUGAGUCUCCAAAACAACUUCCCCAAAACAAGAAAAUAUUACUUCUGGGCCAUCUUCAUGUGCUAUUUGAUUGCACGGGAUAAAGAAAGCUCAGAGACUGAUCAAAAAUUAUUUGGGACUCUUGCCUACCGCAUGAUAUCGAAGGCUGCUGGAAGUGUCCCAACAGACCCGAAAGAUUUAUUGAGUAUACCCCGCGCCAUUCAAACAGCGGAGGAGCUGUUCUUGCUUAUUAAAAUAUACGAGAACCAGUCUCGCAAUGACGAACUUGUGGAAAUACUCAACAGCAAACAUUUGGGUGUUACAUCACGCAUCGCUCAGAAUGAAUGGCUGUUUGUCACAAACAAACUAUCAGCCAUUGAGAAAAGCGGCCUGUGGAACCAGGCGGUAUCUUUUACGAAAGAAUUAUUGACGCUUGAUGACAGCGUGACAGCGGAUUCAAAACCAGACUCUAAGGUCGAGGAGAGGGAUGAUUGGAAGGUGUGGAAUUUACUCCUCCUUGCAACGAGAAAGUUGGAGAAACAAGACAUCUUCCAAGAGGCUGCAGAGCUCAUUUCAACGUAUAUUGAAAGGCGCCCGACAUCAAGAAAUGCACAGCUAGCAAGCCUUGAGCUGAAACUUCAGGGGGUGGGAACAGGGAAAUCUACCCCCCAGGAGGUGCUUUCCGAGUGCAUUCAAUAUUUCAAGCGCAAUCAACGAAAGAUAUACUGUUUUAAUGACUUGCAAAGGUACCUGAACAAUUUAGAUACGAGCUUAUAUCAGAUAUUUGAGAGUGAAGUAUCAAAAAUUGUAGAAGAGGGCAAUAAGUCUAGUGCAAUUCCUCGAAUCAAUGCAUACAAACUGGAAUAUUCUUUCAGGCUUAACUUCGACAAUACCAAGGUUGCGAUCUCAAACGUUGAAGAUUUCGUCUGCCGCUGUUUACACGACUUCAGAAAAGCUGGAAGAGCUGAUGCCGGCAAUACACCAUCGACUAUCGAGGCAGAGCCAACCGAUGACCUCUGCUUGUUGGCUGCUAUGGCUUUGGUGCGCCUACAUGGAGCCACGUCCGGAUCGGUGGUAGGCCAUGUCCUGGUGCAGGCAGCUGGGAUUCUUGAACAUUUGUUGCUUAAAUCGCCACACAAUUAUGAAGCUCUACUACUGCUAGUUCGGAUAUACCUACUUUUGGGUGCAGGAUCACUCGCCCUAAGGAGGUUCUCUAAACUCUCGGUCAAACAAAUACAGUACGAGACAGUUGCGCAUAAUCUCUUUACCCGACUUGCAACAAUUCAUCCCCAAACAGCACCCCCGUCAAUAGACCUCGACAGAAAAGAUUAUGACCCACAAAUGGGCCUCAGGCAGGCAUUGACGUUUUACCGAAACGCUGAGGGUGCAACUACUUAUUCUCAGUCGACGGGGUUGGAACAUGGUAGCUAUAUCAAUGUGGAAGGGAGUAUUGAGCUCCGGAACGACUUGAAAAAUAGUCUAUGUAGGAAAAUGUGGGCUUUGGAAAUGCGGCGUAUACAACGGCUCGUUGGUGGUCCGUCUACAAGCCAGUAUGAUAAGAUUGUCUUGAAUCAAAGCUCUCUUUCCGACAAGCGUAGCUUUGGGGGUUUAAUGAAUUGCGAGCCUCGUGGGAAACCAGCGUUUGAAGAGUAUGUUAGGUUGGGGCCUCUACAAAAAACUCAAGCGGUUAAUGCUAUGGCUGCCACAGAUGCCCUGUUCAGCUUCCUAACAAAAACCCCAUCUAAAACCUCGAAGCCGCAGUUUUCUUCGUAUAUUGAUUUGGACCUUGACUCCGCAUCUAACGAACUCACACAGGCAGAGAGGGAGAACACAAAGAUUCAUCUUCUUCUACUGAAGGGACUAUCAAUAUUUACAGAAAAACUACCGUUUGAUUCCACCACAGUCGACAAUAUUCUUUCAAAAGUUGAUAUGUACCUUGAAGAAAGGCUGAAGGACUUGAUGACUCCAGGCUUUAAGACCAAUGGGACUAUAGACUUAACCCCUAAUUCUACUCCCCCGUCUCCUGCUCCAUCAUGGAUAUACCUACACGACACCAUAUUGCUGCUCGAGACGUUAAUGGCCAUCUCCCUUUUCGCCUCAUUCAUAAUCAAAAAUAAACUAUUCACCUCUGGGGACGCUAAAAGCAAGCUGGAUGCCCUCAGAGAUCGCAUAAAAUCUGUUUCAAGCGAGGUUAAAGUUCAAUCUCAAGGGCUGAAAACACGAAUCUCUAGUUCUGGAAUGCUGGGCCAUCUUGUUGAUAUUGUCAGCUUGAGGCCUAGUGGCCAGGAUGGAACGGCGGAUUCUGAAGGUAGUCGGUCGCUUGAUGUUGAGAUCGAGGGGCUCAUAGACUCUGCAUCCCUUGAGUUAUUCUGUGGUUCAUUGAUGGAGAGCUGGGAAAAUGCUCUUGACGGUGUUAUCUCGAUCUGCUCUACAAUACGAUGA
Messenger RNA from Microsporum canis CBS 113480, 2835 nucleotides. RefSeq lists its product as hypothetical. Gene Ontology annotation, cellular component: cytoplasm; NatB complex. Gene Ontology annotation, biological process: N-terminal peptidyl-methionine acetylation. The record is from RefSeq and is a predicted model, not a curated record. Gene Ontology annotation, molecular function: protein binding; protein-N-terminal amino-acid acetyltransferase activity. Bases 1 to 2835 code for a protein of 944 amino acids. Lineage: Eukaryota; Fungi; Ascomycota; Eurotiomycetes; Onygenales; Arthrodermataceae. The transcript has 8 exons.